Molecule: messenger RNA, 2225 nt
Organism: Perca flavescens (yellow perch)
Lineage: Eukaryota; Metazoa; Chordata; Actinopteri; Perciformes; Percidae
Gene: aprt
Product: adenine phosphoribosyltransferase
Exons: 5
Coding region: 61-606 (181 amino acids)
Biological process (GO): adenine salvage; AMP salvage
Cellular component (GO): cytoplasm
Molecular function (GO): AMP binding; adenine binding; adenine phosphoribosyltransferase activity
Source: RefSeq, a predicted model, not a curated record
AGGACAUGCGCACUUCAGCCCUGACAUAGGCGGUAUUGCCUCGUAAAAGUUACAGCCAGAAUGGCAGCAGGCCGAGAAUCAAAACUCCAGCUGGUUCACAGACACAUCAGAGCUUUUCCAGACUUUCCGAAGAAAGGCAUCCUUUUUAGGGAUAUCUGUCCCAUCCUGAAGGACCCAGCCGCUCUCACAGCAGUGAUCGACCUGUUUGAAGAACAUGUAAGGAAGAAUCACCAGCACGUUGAACUGAUCAUAGGUUUAGAUGCUCGUGGUUUCCUGUUUGGUCCUUUGCUUGCUCAGCGACUGGGUGUUGGCUUUGUCCUGAUCAGAAAGAAAGGCAAACUGCCUGGGAGCACUGUGUCUGUGGCCUACGAUUUGGAGUAUGGCAAGGCAGAAGCCGAGAUCCAGGAAGAUGCAGUGGCUCCAGGACAGAAAGUUCUUCUCAUUGAUGACCUCCUGGCUACCGGAGGGACACUGUAUGCAGCCUGUGAGCUAAUGAAGAAGCAGCAGGCUGAGGUUCUGGGCUGCAUGGUGGUCAUCGAGCUCAAAGAGCUGAAAGGCAUCGACAAACUGAAGCCCCACAGUGUGUUCUCGCUGGUUCAGUACUGAGGACCACUGCACCUGCCACACGGGAAACCAGUCAAACACUGGUUUUAAAACCAGCCAGCUGCUUCCCGAGUGUCACCAGCCCCAAACGAGGACCCUGUUCAGCUCAAGCACACAUUUCAAUCACUUACUGUUUUGCAAUUUUAAUUGGCACUAAAAUAUUAAAUGUUUUUGUCACUCAUUUAUAAAUCUCUUAAGGCUCGGAAUCCUUACCCAGCAUGCUUUCAGCUUAUCACAGGGUGACCGCUUGGUUUCCACAAAUCCUUAAGGAGUCUAAAUGUCUAGAAUGUUCUGUUCCUUUCACCUAAUGCAUGCUGGCUUCCAGCAGUGGAAGAAGUGUAGAGAGCUUUUAGUUAAGUAAAAUUACUAAUACCACACUGUAAAAAUACGAUCCAAAAGGUUUUGUUAAUCAACUAAGGGUUUAAUGGUCUAAUCAUUUCAGCUGGACUUGUAGGCCUGUAUAUUGGUGGGUAGUCCAAUUUACAAUAAAACAUAUUUUAUAAACUUUUUUUUUUGUGCAAAAAUCUUAAUUUGUAAAGUAACUAGUAAGUAAAGCUGUCAGAUUAAUGUAGUGAAAUUAUAAAUCAGCUUCCAAAAUGAUUCCCUCCCUGUUCAGAGUAAGUGUGAGAUGUUUGUAUUGCCAAUGACAAACAUGCAGGUGUUAUUAAAUUAUAUGUGCGAAUUGCUGUUGACAACCCUUUCUACCACCGAUGUGUUGCCCUUUUGAUGUAUACCCUCCUGUUUUUACCUCUUAUGAGUUUCUCCUAAUGUCAGCAAUUGAUUUUUUAUUCUAUACCAUCAAGUGUAUUAAAACCAGUUCUGUUUUACUGCAUUGAAAACUACAAUCUGUGCAAAACCACUCUGAUAAUCAUCAGUUGAUAUGACAAAAACAUGCAUGACAUUUAAGUAUUUCUGACAGUCAUAAACAUAUGCUGAAUCUAUUGAUAUAUAACAGAGAUGUUUGAUUCUAUUAACACGCCCUGAUUUAACUGUCUAUAUGGUCCCGAGCGACAGAAUAUCUACAAGGAUAUUGGUCUGCUAGUGCAGCAUUAACCUUCAUUGUAGGCAAGGCUGUGCAUUUUCUAUUUAUGUUAUGCAUUUCUGAAAUGUAGUGAAGUAGAAAGUGGCAUGAAAACAAAGUACAAGUACUUGAGUAAAUGUACUUAGUUACACUCCACCACUGCUGGGAUCAGUCCCUGCAUGCCCAUGUUCCUGAACAGGAGGAAGCAGCUACAGCGGAUGAAUGGAUAAACAAGUUUGUCUUUCAUCUGUAUAUUAUAUAGCUUACUCAUGUAAGGUAAUGUAUCGGUUGAUUUAAUGAAAAUAGGAUAGUGUUUGUUUCUUGAGGGUUUAAGCCAUUCUAUCAUGUGAUGCUGCAGCUAAUUAGCAUCUAACCUUAACCAAGCAGGUUAUGCUAGCUACUAAACUGUUUCUUGUAGUUGUUUAAGCAUUAUUUCAUGUGUUGCACUUGGGUUUUUAAGUCUUAACAUAUGUACCCUGAGUGUGUAUUUGAUGGAUAUAAAACCUAUCCAAACAUGGCCUUGGCCUUCAACUAUCUUUGAAACAACUUUUUUUCCCACCACCUGUAACACACUUCAAUAUAUUAAAAAGCCAAAUUAAAG